Molecule: messenger RNA, 426 nt
Organism: Penicillium soppii
Lineage: Eukaryota; Fungi; Ascomycota; Eurotiomycetes; Eurotiales; Aspergillaceae
Exons: 1
Coding region: 1-426 (141 amino acids)
Source: RefSeq, a predicted model, not a curated record
AUGCCACUGAAAGUCUACAGAACAGAGUCGAUCGGCGCAACGCGAAACCACAUCGCCAUCUAUAUUGAGACCGCCCCGACCGAGGACGCAGGAUGGCUCCAUCAUGUCACUGGAACGAUCCUCAACGGCAUGGACUAUACACCUAGGGAAACACCCAACCCUGUCCACUUGCCGGAACAUGUGCCGUCCUCAAUGAAGCAGAUUGCGACUAUCGAGGAAGAGGAUCUGGAGAGGUUCCGAGAGGAGUGCUGCCUGGCGGUGCCUCCCCCUCAGGCUCAGGUCACGCUAAGGGGCACCCAAUUGUAUCCUGAUACGCCGCUAUAUCGAUGUGGGGAUUGGCUGAAGGAUGUUCAAGAGCUGGCUUUCAAGAAUGGGAUUUUCAAAUCGUUUGAAAGCGAGGACAUCAAAACUGAGCCUAUCAUAUAG